Suricata suricatta (meerkat) is the source of this 4692-nucleotide messenger RNA. It is a transcript of the gene PIK3C2G, whose product is annotated as phosphatidylinositol-4-phosphate 3-kinase catalytic subunit type 2 gamma. Bases 1 to 4458 code for a protein of 1485 amino acids. The record is from RefSeq and is a predicted model, not a curated record. NCBI's taxonomy places the organism in Eukaryota, Metazoa, Chordata, Mammalia, Carnivora, Herpestidae. The transcript has 32 exons. Gene Ontology annotation, molecular function: 1-phosphatidylinositol-3-kinase activity; 1-phosphatidylinositol-4-phosphate 3-kinase activity; phosphatidylinositol binding. Gene Ontology annotation, cellular component: cytoplasm; plasma membrane; phosphatidylinositol 3-kinase complex. Gene Ontology annotation, biological process: phosphatidylinositol-mediated signaling; cell migration; phosphatidylinositol 3-kinase/protein kinase B signal transduction.
AUGGCAUAUUGUUGGAAAACAGAUCUAAAUACCAGUGAAUCACAUCAAGAGCAGCAUGAGCACCAAGAAAUUCACUCUGUAAAUCAGUCCUUUUCCCCUAGACAAGUCCAUCUGGGUUUUGAUCAGCUAGUAGAUGAGAUCAGUAAUAAAAUUCCAUUGUAUCAGAGUGAAGUUGAAGAAAACACUGUUUUUGUACCCCGUGCACCGAACUGGGAGUCAAGAAGGCAUUCGUUAGAAGAAACACACCAAACAUCCCGGAAUGAAUUAACUUCUAAAAGUUCAGAACUCUCCUGUCACCAAGUUAGGAAAACACCAGUAAUCGGUUUUCGGCACUCUAUGCUACCAAGUCCUGAAAAUACGAACAAAGGAAGCCCUUGGGGAAACCCCAUAGGAAGAUAUCAUGUUGCUGAUGAUUACAGAUUAAAUCUUUCAGCUUCGUCAUCCACUAGUUUGUAUAAAAUUAAUUCACAGAGAGAAGCAGAAAAUGAAAAUCUUAACUACCAUAUAGGAUUUGAAAGUAGCAUUUCUUUUACAUAUCCAUCCUUCUCAACUGACUUCAUGCCAAAAGAAGAGAAUAAAAGAAGUAGAAAUACGAACCUUAUGGAUUCUCUGAUGCUUUCUGAAGGUUCUUUUCCACCCAGGACGUGGGAAAGUACAUGGUCAGAGAACACAGAGCUGACAGGUUGUUCCAUUCAGCUAGUUGAAGUACGUCAAGGCAGUAAUAAGAGUCUGGCCUCCUUCUGCGAAAAAGUAAAAAUAAUAAGAGAAACAUAUCAUGCAGCGGACAUUAAUUCGAAUUCAGGGAAGAUCUGGAGCACUACUACAGCAUUUCCUUGUCAGCUUUUUUCUAACACUAAGUUUAAUAUAAACAUCUAUAUUGAUAACUCAACACAGCUACUUCAUUUUAAGCCAUACGCCAAUUAUCUUGUCAAAGACCUAAUUGCAGAGAUUCUACAUUUUUGUAGAGAUGACCAGUUAUUCCCCAAAGAUCAUCUUCUAAGUGUAUGUGGCUAUGAAGAAUUUUUACAGAAUGAUUACGCUUUAGGGAGCCACAAAAUAUUUCAGAAAGAUAAAUCUGUUAUUCAACUUAAUCUUCAGAAAAAUGAAAAAGUUCCAGGAAAGUUAUCUCGAAAGCAUGAAGAUGACCACAGUCAGUUUUAUCUGAACCAACUUCUAGAAUUUAUGCAUAUUUGGAAAGUAUCCAGACAGUGCCUUUCAACAGUAAUAAAAAAAUAUGAAUUCCACCUGAAAUGCCUAUUGAAAACCCAGCAAAAUGUAGAUAAUAUUAUUGAAGAAGUAAAAAAUGUAUGCAGUGUUCUGGGGUGUGUGGAGACCAAACAAAUUACAGAUGCUAUAAAUGAACUAAAUCGAACUCUUCGGAGAAAAGCAGAGAAUUUUCAUCAAAAUUCAGACACUUCAGCAAAAGGCUUGAUAGAAAAAGUGACAACUGAACUAUCCAAGGCCAUCUACCAGCUAAUCAGUAUCUAUUGCCGCAGCUUUUAUGCAGAUUUCCAGCCUCUAAAUGUACCUGAUGACAUUUCCUAUGUAAAUCCUGGACUCCAUUCCCACCUUAGCUUCACAGUGUAUGCAGCUCACAACAUUCCAGAGACUUGGGUGCACAGCUAUAAAGCAUUUUCUUUUACCUGUUGCCUUACAUAUGCUGGAAAGAAGUUAUGCCAAGUGAGAAGCUACAGAAAUAUUCCAGUCAAAAAAUUGUUCUUUUUCCUGAUUAACUGGAAUGAAAUGAUCAAUUUUCCUCUUGAAAUAAAGUCACUUCCAAGGGAAUCCAUGCUUACUAUAAGAUUGUUUGGGAUUUCCUGUGCAACCAAUAAUGCCAAUUUACUGGCCUGGACUUGUCUUCCAUUGUUUCCAAAAGACAAAUCCAUUCUCGGGUCUAUGCUGUUCAGCAUGACAUUACAGAAUGAGCCUCCCAUAGAAAUUAUAGCUCCAGGAGUCUGUGAUAUAAGCCAGCCAUCCCCAGUGACCCUCCAAAUUGAUUUUCCAGCUACUGAGUGGGAGUAUAUGAAAAUUGAUUCUGAAGAGAAUAGAAGUAAUCUUGAAGAACCACCAAAAGAGUGCUUAAAACAUAUUGCCAGACUUUCACAGAAACAGUCUCCCUUACUACUCUCUGAGGAAAAGAGAAGAUACUUGUGGUUUUAUCGUUUCUACUGCAAUAACGAAAACUGCUCCCUUCCUUUGGUCCUGGGUAGUGCCCCUGGAUGGGAUGAAAGAACUGUUUCAGAAAUGCAUACCAUUUUGAGAAGAUGGAAAUUUUCUUGCCCUUUGGAAGCACUUGGACUUCUAACUUCUAGUUUUCCAGAUCAAGAAAUUCGUACAGUGGCAGUUCAACAAUUAGACAAACUCUUAAAUGAUCAACUACUGGAAUAUCUCCCACAGCUAGUUCAGGCUGCCAAAUUUGAAUGGAACCUUGAAAGUUCUCUGGUACAACUCCUAUUGCACCGUUCAUUGCAAAGCAUCCAGAUUGCCCAUCGUCUUUCCUGGCUGCUAAAGGAUGCACAGAAUGAAACUUAUUUUAAAAGCUGGUAUCAGAAGCUAUUGGCAGCUCUCCAAUUCUGUUCAGGAAAAGCCUUGAGUGAUGAGUUUUCCAAAGAGAAGAAACUUAUUAAAAUUCUGGGAGACAUUGGGGAAAAAGUCAAGUCUGCCAGUGACCCUCACAGACAGGAGGUGCUGAAGAAAGAGAUUAACAGACUAGAAGAAUUCUUUCAGAGUAUAAAUACCUGUCACCUUCCUCUGAACCCUGCCCUGUGUGUAAGGGGUAUUGAUCAUGAUGCAUGUUCGUAUUUCACCUCUAAUGCUUUGCCAUUGAAGAUUACUUUUAUCAAUGCUAACCCAAUGGGCAAAAACAUCAGCAUCAUUUUUAAGGCUGGAGAUGAUCUUCGUCAGGAUAUGCUUGUUCUGCAGAUUAUUCAAGUGAUGGACAAUAUUUGGCUGCAGGAGGGCUUGGAUAUGCACAUGAUCAUUUAUAGAUGUCUAUCCACAGGAAAAGGUCAAGGAUUGGUGCAGAUGGUGCCUGAUGCCAUAACCCUAGCAAAGAUCCAUCGCCAUUCUGGACUGAUAGGACCAUUGAAAGAAAACACAAUCAAAAAGUGGUUCAGUCAACACAACCAUUUAAAGACUGAUUAUGAAAAGGCCUUAAGGAACUUUUUCUAUUCCUGUGCUGGCUGGUGUGUGGUAACGUUCAUCCUGGGAGUCUGUGACCGACAUAACGACAAUAUCAUGCUGACAAAGUCAGGCCACAUGUUUCAUAUUGACUUUGGAAAAUUCCUAGGUCAUGCACAAACAUUUGGAGGGAUAAAAAGGGACCGAGCGCCUUUUAUUUUUACUUCAGAGAUGGAGUAUUUUAUUACAGAAGGUGGGAAAAACCCACAGCAUUUCCAAGAUUUUGUGGAGCUUUGCUGUCGAGCUUAUAAUAUUGUCAGAAGGCACAGUCGACUGCUCUUGAACCUGCUAGAAAUGAUGCUACAUGCAGGGUUGCCUGAGCUGAGUGGAAUUCAAGAUUUGAAAUAUGUGUAUAAUAAUCUUCGUCCACAAGAUACAGACCUAGAAGCAACAAGUCAUUUUACCAAGAAAAUCAAGGAAAGUCUGGAGUGCUUCCCUGUUAAGUUAAAUAACUUGAUCCAUACACUUGCACAAAUGACGGCCACAAGCCCGGCCAAAUCUGCUUCACAGACUCCUUCCCAGGAAUCCUGUGUGCUGAGUGCAACGAGGUCAAUUCAAAGAGCGACAAUUUUAGGGUUCAGUAAGAAAACCAGUAACCUGUAUCUAAUCCAGGUGACACACGGUAACAAUGAAAUGAGCCUGACAGAAAAAUCAUUUGACCAGUUUUCAAAACUUCACAGCCAACUUCAGAAGCAGUUUGCAUCCUUGGCUCUCCCAGAGUUUCCUCAUUGGUGGCACUUACCUUUUACAAAUUCAAACCACAAAAGAUUCAGAGAUCUAAAUCAUUACAUGGAACAGAUAUUAAAUGGAUCAUAUGAAGUUGCAAAUAGCGAUUGUGUGCUUAGUUUUUUCCUCUCUGAGCCUGCGCAACUAACAACUGAAGAGUCAUCACUUGUGGACCUAGGUGAGAAGUUUCCUGACAAGACGCCUAAGGUGCAGUUAGUGAUAUCACAUGAGGAUGCGAAGCUGACCAUACUAGUGAAACACAUGAAAAACAUUCAUCUCCCAGAUGGCUCUGCGCCCAGUGCACAUGUUGAAUUUUAUCUUUUACCAUAUCCCAGUGAAGUUCGUAGGAGGAAAACAAAAUCUGUUCCAAAAUGUACCGACCCCACUUAUAAUGAAAUUGUGGUGUAUGAUGAAGUUGCAGAGCUCCAAGGACAUGUUUUAAUGCUUAUUGUGAAAAGCAAAACCGUAUUUGUGGGAGCAAUUAACAUCCAACUUUAUAGUGUCCCGCUCAAUGAAGAAAAAUGGUAUCCUCUAGGAAACUGUAUAAUUUGACCAUUUCUAACAAUGAAUGCAUUAUUCAUUAACUACUUAUAUCUUUUUCCACUUCUGGGCCUGUUUAUCACUAGAGCAGGACAUUUUUGUUGUCAAAGGUAGUGCAGUGUACCAAGGACACAAGAAAAAGACAUCAGAAUUAGUCUGUUAUAGUUAUAUAUCUUCUACUUGUGUUUCAUUGUUUUCUUAGAAUCUUUUCUCCUUAAUGAAGUGCCAAUUUGUUGUAUAAAAUAA